This is a messenger RNA of Ahaetulla prasina, 3917 nucleotides long. It is a transcript of the gene GP1BA, whose product is annotated as glycoprotein Ib platelet subunit alpha. Bases 113 to 2305 code for a protein of 730 amino acids. Gene Ontology annotation, molecular function: protein binding. The record is from RefSeq and is a predicted model, not a curated record. NCBI's taxonomy places the organism in Eukaryota, Metazoa, Chordata, Lepidosauria, Squamata, Colubridae. The transcript is spliced from 2 exons.
CAGGACGUGGCACUCACACCACCACUGUGACUAAGCAGGGAGAGGCACCACCGUCCUUGCUGAGCGCAUCUGCCAGCGGAUCUGCCCCACUCUGGGCAGACUCCUUUCAUAAAUGCCCCUCCAAGGAACCCUGAGUGGGAGAGGCUCAUUUGCAGGCAGCGCCAGCAUCGCAGCACAGCUGAACUGCCGCUUAAAGCCUCAGCGCCAGCAGGUCAGCCCAUCAAGGGAAACUUGGAUCCGGUGUGAAGGAACGAGGAGGAGGAGGAGGAGGGCAAGCGGAGAUCACCUGCCCUGCAAGAUGCUGCAGGGUCUGCUGGCCCCCCUCCUUCUGGCUGCCUCAGUUGCUGUGGUGGGAGCCAUGCCUUCCCCUGAGCAGUGCAAGUCCGAGAUGAACAAGAUCAAGGACCUGCUGGAGAUGAGCUGUGUAGACAAGGGGCUGACCAACAUCCCCAGCGGGCUGCCCAAGGACACGGGCAUCCUGCUCCUCGCCUCCAACCAGCUGGCCAAGGUUGCCCUGGCCUCCUUCCAGCACCUGCCACAGCUGAGUGAGCUGGACCUGUCCAACAACAGCCUGAAAGCUCUGGAGACCGGCAGCACCCUGCCCGAACUCAAGCAGCUGCUUCUGUCCCAUAAUGGCCUGGAGAGCUUGCCCGCUUUCCCGGGGCUGCCCAGCCUGAGGCGCUUGGCAUUGGGGCACAACCAGCUCUCCCAGCUGCCCGAGGGGAGCUUCCGUGACCUGGGGCAGCUGCAUGAGCUGGAGUUGCAGGGCAACCGGCUGCAGAGCCUGCCUGGCAGAGCCUUUGAAGGCCUGCCGAUGCUGAAGGAUCUGGACCUGUCGGACAACUGCCUGGAGGUGCUGCCCCCAGAGCUGCUGGCUGAGCUGCCCAAGCUGGAGAUUCUGCGGCUGGAGAGGAAUCGGCUGGAGCGCGUGCCAGACGGCUUCUUCUCAGGCACCGAGUAUGCCUACAUCUACCUGGUGGGGAACCCCUGGCUGUGUGACUGCCGUCUGGACUACCUGCGCAAGUGGAUCAACGACAACGAGUUCUUUGUGUACACUCGCAUGACCGUACAGGAGGACGGCUUUGACAAGGAGGUCACGGAGAAUGAGCCCCAAAAAGUCCACUGCCAGGCGCCCCCCGAGGAGAAGGGCCAGCCUGUCAUGAGUUUCGAAGCUGACUGUCCUGCGGGUGAAAGCUGGACUCCCUCUCCGAUCACUUCUCCUUCGAUGGCCACUGCCCCCCUGACUCCACAGUUCAGGAGUUGGUUCAGGAGUCAGGGGAGCGCCUGGAGGCGGUCCUCGCACAGCCCAAGCACAGCCAUCAGCCCAACUGGUGCCGCUCUCACAACCACAACAAGCACUUCAGGGCUAAGUUCUACAAUGACACACUCCCCUACAACCACCAGUCCUGGUCCAACCACCAUUCUUAAUAUCCUCACCACAUCCACAGCUGUAGUCACAUUCGGCCUUUCCACCAGUGGUGCCACUGCGGGAAGGUCAACUGCAACUUCUAAUGGUCCCAUGACAGCCCCAGGCCCCUCAACCGCCCACGUCCCAACCCCCCGUGUACCUACCACGAUGGGAACCUCUUGCACCCCGCUUCCUCUCAGUCCCACUGCCUUGAUGAUAACCACCCCACUUCCCCCGAAGGCCCCUCCAACAACAACAACCGCAGCCGGGCAUCCUCCGAGCCCUGCGGCCCUGGUCCCCUCCACCCUCACCCCCACCCAUGUCAAAAGCUCACCCAGGAUUUCUGCUCCCCUUUCCACCCACAAGUUUUUUCCCCCACCUCCCCCCAAGCCCUCUGCCGACUGUCUCUGCCCCGCCCUGCCCGUCAGGGUUCUUGGAGUGGCUGCUCGUAAGGGGUCCAACACAGAGUGGCUGGCUGGCUCUUGCUGCCUCCUGCGCCUGGUGCUCUACCUCGUCUGCCUGGCAUUGGUGGCCCUGCCAACCCUGGCCCUGCUCUGUUGGCUGGGCUGGCUCUAUCUCAGCUGGUACCGCCAGGCUGUGCGAGGGGCUCCAGGGUCUCGCUUGGUCAGGCCCCAGCAAUGGCAGAAAGCCUCCCCCAAAGGAUGGCAGCCGAUGUUUGCUGAAGCCCCACGUCCCACAUCCGGGCCCCGGAUCUAUCGCGUCUGCAAGAAGUUCCAGGUGGCUCCUUCCCGCCACAUCACCUGGAUGCUGGUCAGCCUGCCUGGCUCUGCCGGAAAAUGGGCACAGAUGCAGGCCAGGCUGUCCUCCUACAGCUUGGACAGAGGAAAGGACACCCUGGGGGCCGUGAGGGUGAAAUAUGCUGCAGCCUCUUUAUAAGGGCCAACCAAUCUGGCAAAUCAGAAGCCCCCAAUGUCCCUUUAAAGGGGGGAGCUUGGGCAGGCGGCUUGCAGUCCAACAACCAGGGGAGAGGGGGGGAAGAGGGGGGGGGGCUAGACAUGCAUGUAUGAGAGGCACCCAGUUCCUCUUCCCAAUGAUGAAUCCAGUUAAGUGUUCCCAGUGACGGUUCUGGCCCCACAAAUCUUGCAACUGUUCCCAGAUCUCCCCAAUUAUUAUUACUGUAUCUUUGUACCAUGUUGCUUUGGACAGUACCAGAGAGGAUGUGGUUGCCUGUGAGGGAGGAGGCGGGAGUGCACAGGUGGGGGUCUCUGCACGUCUCUGCUUAGGAGCCCUUCAGUCUCUGCAGAUGAUCAGGGGCUGCUGAGAAGUUGGGGAGGGUCCAUUUUUCCAGCCUCUUGAGGGUCUGGCGGGGGGGAGGGGAAGCGCAGUUCCUGCCCCAACACUGCAAAGUUGCAGUGGUUGUGGGAUGCAGUGAUUGGGGAAGGGUUCUCUAUCCCAGCUGCGACUAUGGCCCUCCCCAGAUAGCCUCCCAGCUGAUGGCUCAGAUGCGUGCAAAACCUUCACUGCCCCCAACCACCAAAGACCAGGGGCCUGUUAAGGCAGGGCUGACCUACAACCCAGAGAAAAGGGGGACUAGACCCUGAUGUGUGUGUGGUUUUUUUUUGCAACAUUCCCUUGUCUUCAAAGUAGGCCAGGGUCCACACGGACUUGCCGUUGUCUCACGAUGCCCUUGAGGGAAGCUGCCCUGCUACGACUGGCCUUUGGGCGUCCUUGCCACGAGACCCCCAUUCCUUUCCGCAGGAGGGGGAAGAGGCAGCGCACUCAUUCAUCAAGGAGGCCCUUGCUGAGACCGACAGCCUCCCUUCCUCAUGCCAUCCGACCGCUCCCUGCUGGCUCACACUGGAGGGCAUAAGCAGGUCCAAAGCGUCUCCACGCAGGAGACCCCAAAGACACAUGCGUGAACCCCACCUUUCAGAAAUGCAGUAAUCAGCUUUGCUGCCACCAGAGGGCACUAGCCAUCCACACAGCUGAGAAACCAGCUAAGUCCCUCCAAGGAGGAAAACCCCAAAACAAACAAGGCCUUUAGGGGACUCCUAUUGGGUGGGGGAAUUCUUGCAUGGGGUGCAUGGAAGCCUUCCAAAGGAGGUCAGUGGACCCCUCCAGCCUUGCAGCUGCUGCGUGGAGCUGGGUCUUUUGGAGCAGCCAAGAGCCUGUGGAAGCUCCCCCGCACAGCCUGGGGCCCAGAGUGCUGGACAGGUGGCCAGUGCUUCCCCAUAGCAGUGGGGGUGGGGAGCAGGAAGCCCCCUUUGGGCUCAGUUGCUGAGGGUAGCUGAAGGGCACAGCCCGGCAAGGGUGCGGCCAGGAGGGCUGGGGGUGGGAAGCGGAUGAGGCAACGGGCAGGGGUCUCUUCCUCGGCAUCCAGUUAGAAUAAAACUAGUUUUCCUUGCACGACCUGCCUGCCUCUAUCUGCUUCUUCCUCCUUCUGUCUCCGGGUGGGACCGCAGAGAAACAGCAGCAGCUUCCCUUCCAGGCCAAACAUGGCUGCAUUUAGAUGAUUAAAAGGAGCCUCCCUUCCUGCCAGUCCCCUCCA